UUCGUUGGUGUCUGCUGCCGCUCCGAGGUCUCGAACCCGCGGACCGCGGGUCACAACUGGGCAGGGCCGGCAAGGGGCGGGGCCUGGAGGCGUGCCCUGCCCUGAUUGGUCCUUGGUGUGCGAAAGAGGCGCUGCGCGGGAGAUCCGCACGUGGUGGCGCGCCGCGGAGUCCUCUCUUCCUGGACACUUCAGGGAUCUGGUGGCAGGACCAGCUGUCCCUGGCAGCAAUGGAGGCAUCCUUGGAUGUGGCAGAGAUGGCAGCUCUGCAGAAGGCUGCAGAUGACAACUCAGACUCAAGUCACCUGGAGAGGGGCAGCACGGAGGAGCUGGCUCUGCAGAACCCAGAACUGGAGGCCAUCAAAGCCAGAGUGCGGGAGAUGGAGAAAGAGGCUGAGUGGAUGAGGGAGCUUCAGAUGGAAGCUGAGAGCAGCUUUACCGGGGACUUGGAGGCAGGUUUCUUCUCAAGGAGUAUCAUUGACAAGACAGAGGUUGACCAACGAUCCAUCUAUGUGGGCAACGUGGAUUAUGGGGCCACAGCAGAAGAGCUCGAGGCUUAUUUCUGCAGCUGCGGGGAGAUCAAUAGAGUGACCAUCCUCUGUGACAAGUUCUCAGGGCAUCCCAAAGGGUAUGCCUACAUUGAGUUUGAGGAGAAGAGCUCUGUGAAUGCUGCAAUGGAGCUAGAUGAGAGCUUGUUCAGAGACCGUGUCAUUAGGGUGCUGCCCAAGAGGACCAACAUGCCAGGCAUCAGCACCACUGACCGUGGGGGCUACCAGGGCCACUUCCAAGCCUGGGGAGGGCUGGCCCAGUGGGGAGGCUACUACGAAGAGCAGUACUCGAGGGCGCAAGGGAGGACAUACAUGGGUCGGGCGAAGCUGCUGCCUUGGUACACACUAGAGAGGAUCGGACUGCCCUGGUGA
Molecule: messenger RNA, 917 nt
Organism: Nestor notabilis (Kea)
Lineage: Eukaryota; Metazoa; Chordata; Aves; Psittaciformes; Psittacidae
Gene: PABPN1L
Product: poly(A) binding protein, nuclear 1-like (cytoplasmic)
Exons: 8
Molecular function (GO): RNA binding
Source: RefSeq, a predicted model, not a curated record